Messenger RNA from Hypomesus transpacificus, 2659 nucleotides. RefSeq lists its product as uncharacterized. Gene Ontology annotation, molecular function: nucleic acid binding. The transcript has 5 exons. Bases 117 to 1241 code for a protein of 374 amino acids. NCBI's taxonomy places the organism in Eukaryota, Metazoa, Chordata, Actinopteri, Osmeriformes, Osmeridae. The record is from RefSeq and is a predicted model, not a curated record.
CUACCUUGUCUUACCAAGCUCCACGCAGUCGAACAGGCCAAAGAGGGAGACCAUCUAUUAAUGUCACCAGAGCUCAGAUACCAGUGCUCCAAAGACAGGGUUUUACCAUUAAAGCAAUGGCCAGGAACAUGGGUUGUUCAUCCUCCUAUCUGUACAAAAAAUCCAUAUUGUUGGGUAUAUCUUUGCGUCAUCGAUUCAGAACUAUUGGCGAUGAUGAGCUUGAGCAACACAUAAGCAGACUACACCAACAGUGUCCACAAUCAGGCAUAACGAUGAUGCAGGGAUACCUUUGGGCUGAGGGGAUAACGGUUCAAAGAAGACGGGUUCGUGAGAUGCUGACCAGGGUGGACCCAGCUGCAGCAGCCCAGAGGUGGAGCAACGUUGCUGCAAGACGCAGUUAUCAUGUGCCAUUUCCAAACAGUUUAUGGCACAUAGAUGGCCACAUGCGUCUCAUACGAUGGGGUUUUGUGACCCACGCUGGAAUUGAUGGUCGUUCUCGUGUGAUCACGUUCCUGAGAUGCAGUACAAACAACACUGCUACAACUGUGCUUUCACAUUUUGUCAGAGCCACUUGUCAAUAUGGAGUCCCAUCAAGAGUGAGGUCAGAUUGUGGAGGUGAAAACACUUUGGUUGCACUGCUAAUGACUUUGUUAAAUGGACAGGGUCGUGGUAGCCACAUCACUGGCAGAUCGGUUCAUAACCAGCGGGUUGAACGUCUUUGGAGAGAUGUGUUCAUCCAGGUCAUCCACAGUUUCUACAAUCUCUUUUACUCUUUUGAGGAAGACCUCAUUUUGGAUCCAAAUGACCACAUCCAUAGGUUUUCACUGCACAAGACAUACCUACCUGAAAUCCAAAAUAGAUUGGAUUGUUUCAGAGUUGCAUGGAACAGUCACAGUCUACGCACAGAGCACAACUGCACACCCAAUCAAAUCUGGAUGGAUGGCAUGCUUGGAAACAUUCACCAAAAUGCCACAGCUGUGCAGAGAGUCUUUGGGGAGGAUCCGUACACAGAGGAAAGCUUGGAAACGAUGUUGGGAAGACAUGAUAUUCAGCUACCUCGGUUGCAAGCUGAAGCUGAUAAUGAUGACCUAGACCGGGCUGUCAUCGUAGAACCACCUCCGGUUGCUCUGACGCCUGAACAAGAGCAGGCUCUUCAGGAUGCCUUGACGGGGAUCACAGAUUUAAAACCGAGGUAUCAAAGCUGCUGUAGAGUUUUGAGUGAAUUUGGCAUUGGACAGUGAAUGUAUGUGAGUCGUCCAGUUUCUUGCAGUAAGGUACACAGGAAGACAAGUGUUGUAGCUGAUAGUCUGUAUGUUUCUUGUAAAGAAAGGAAUAAGGAAACACGUGUAGCAUUGUGAGAGGUAUAUAGAUAAGGAAAAUUGUCCAUGUUUUAUAAUGUAAGUUUAGCAACUAGGCUUCAUGUGUACAGUAGCAGCAUGGCAAAGGUUUGCAGGCACGCUGAGGUAUCCCGAAGUGCAAAAUGUUUGAAUACUUUAUAUUACGUGUGAAUAAUGAAAGGGGAAGCAGCAGUAAUACUUUGUAUAAUGUACCAUGUUGUGUUUUGUCUGUAAAUGAGAACCUAGUGCACUGUAAUGUGGCAACUGUAAUCCUACAUGUACCUACAAUGAUGGGUGUAUUUUGCAAUCAAAUAAACCAAUAACUCAGUUGCACAUUGUUUAUUCAAGUAUGCAUCGACAGGUCAACAGGCUCAGAUGGAGAAUGUACCUUUAACCAACGUGCAGACAGUUCGAAAAACGAUUGCAUUUGGGAGAAACAAGAUGUUAUCCUUUUUAGAAUUUGAUUAUUCCUAUCACAAGAAACUCAAAGAGCUCAGACUUGUAGCUCAAGUUGUAGCAAUGAGGUAAUCUGUUUAAUUAUAGGUGAUUUAAAAGCCAUCCAUUCCAACACUUCCUUUUCAACAAACCUAAAACAUCAUUUUGUGAACUUGUUGUUAUAGCCUACAGUCGAAUCAAUAUGCCAUAAACUCUGUACACAUGCUGUAUACAAUGUAGUCUGUGAAAAUACCAUUAAAAGAUCAAACAUUAACGGAUUACAUAAAACCCAAAGUUAAGAAAAGCAAUUGAACAUUGGGUCUGAAAUCAGCAGCCAAAUUACAGGCGACACUGAGAUCAAAACCAGAAAGGCCAGAUAAAAUGCUUCCUAAAGUACCAGUUUUAGAACAGAGUUUUAUGAACAGGAGAGACAAAAGUGCAAUUAUCAAAGUGAUGGGAUAAGAAAAGUAACUGAAGAUUAUCAAAGCAUAGGUACAUUUCAUUUGUCAGUAACUUAAGGUUUUCCAAAACCUAAGCUGUUUUUUAUGGCUGAAGUGACCAUUUCCUUCAUUGUAUAUUCGCUAUCCAGGCCUCUGGGAAGGUAAAAGGUCAGUGCGCAAGUGGAUGCAUAUGGCAUUCGGGACCUGCCUUGUUCCUGGUCAUAAAAGUCAAUGGUAGGCUGUUCCUGGAAUCCAAGUGGAGGAAUCAUGUCUGCUGAGGUGAUGAAUAUGAGGAUGUCCUCAAAAGUGACAUCUGCUUGACUGUCUGUUGAGAAAGGAUCAGAAAGCUAACCCUAACCAUCUGAACCGACAACAGCAUCUUACCUUCUACCAUCUUGAGAAACACCUCCCAGCUGAAGAUGGUGUCCUCUUCCUGCUCUCGUCGGU